Drosophila willistoni is the source of this 581-nucleotide messenger RNA. It is a transcript of the gene Obp44a, whose product is annotated as general odorant-binding protein 99a. Gene Ontology annotation, molecular function: odorant binding. The transcript is spliced from 2 exons. NCBI's taxonomy places the organism in Eukaryota, Metazoa, Arthropoda, Insecta, Diptera, Drosophilidae. The record is from RefSeq and is a predicted model, not a curated record. Gene Ontology annotation, biological process: sensory perception of smell. The coding region runs from base 18 to 452 and encodes 144 amino acids.
CAAAAAAUCCUGAAAACAUGAAGAACGGUGUUGCUAUUUUGCUGUGUGCCCUGAUUGGUCUGGCCUCUGCUGCCGAUUACAAACUACGCACUGCCGAGGAUCUGCAGAAGACGCGCAAGGAAUGCGGAGAAGCCAACAAAGUGACUGAGGCACUGGUGGCCAAAUACAAGGUCUUCGAGUAUCCCGAAGAUGAUAUCACACGCAACUACAUCAAAUGCAUCUUUAACAAAUUCGACCUAUUCGAGGACACAAAAGGAUUCAAGGUCGAUAACUUGGUUGCCCAGCUGGGACAAGGCAAGGAGGAUAAGGCCGCUUUGAAGGUCGAUAUCGAGAAGUGCGCCGAUAAAAAUGAACAGAAGUCGCCAGCCAAUGUCUGGGCUUUCCGUGGCUUCAAGUGUUUCCUUAGCAAGAACUUGCCCCUGGUCCAGGCUGCCGUCCAAAAGAAGAACUAAACGAUGUCCAACUGAAAGGAGGAAGAAUCAGUAAAGGAAGAAGAAAGGAACGCAACAAGCCAUUCGAACACAUGCAAAGAAACCUUUGAAUUUAAAUAAAAAAUCGUAUAAUAGUGAGCUUGAAACAAA